AUGCAUCUUCCUCCGAGCUGCGUCCUCCUCCUCCUCCUCCAGGGUAACAUCGCGCUGCCGGCCUUCUGCGCUCCAGAGGAACCCGGCGCCGGCGCGGAUCCGGGCCAGCCGCUGGCCCCGGAGCCCCUCCGGAGCCCGAGCCCGGCCCCGCCGCACGCCCGGAGCCCCCCGGGACCGGGCAGCGCCUCCCGGGAGCCCCGCGGAGCCCCGGGGGACCGGAGCGGGCGCGACCUCGGCCCCGGGACGCUGCGGGACCCCGGAACGGCCUCGGGCGGGCGGCGGAAGCUUUUGGGCUGGGGAGAUUUCUACUCCAACAUCAAGACGGUGAAGCUGAACCUGCUGAUCACGGGCAAGGUGGUGGAUCACGGCAACGGCAGCGUCAGCGUCUUCUUCCAGCACAACUCCACCGGCCGCGGCAACGUCUCCGUGAGCCUGGUGCCGCCGAGCAAGGCCGUGGAGUUCGACCUGGAGCGGCAAAUCUUCAUCGAGGCCAAGGAGUCCAAGGUGUUCAACUGCCGCGUGGAGUCGGAGCAGGUGGCCCGGGCCAGCAAGACGUCGCUGUGCGCCUUCGACCCGGGCCAGACGUGCCGGCAGGAGCAGACGCGGAGCCGCGCGGCCUGGCGCUGCUCGCCGCCCUUCCGCGCCGUCUGCGUCUACGUCACCUUCGACAGCAGCGAUUACCGCCUGGUGCAGAAGGUGUGCCCCGACUACGGCGCCCGCCGGCGCCCGGCGUGA
Molecule: messenger RNA, 735 nt
Organism: Hirundo rustica (Barn swallow)
Lineage: Eukaryota; Metazoa; Chordata; Aves; Passeriformes; Hirundinidae
Gene: NXPH3
Product: neurexophilin 3
Exons: 2
Coding region: 1-735 (244 amino acids)
Molecular function (GO): signaling receptor binding
Source: RefSeq, a predicted model, not a curated record